CACUUACAUAAAUGUAUUUCACCUCAAAUGUUCAACGUCGCAUCCCGGGAUAUCAAAAAGAACUUGAACAAUAUAUACACUUGAUGGAAUAGUGAGUGACAUGUCGCAUCGAGUACUAGUAGUAUUACCUAUCUCAAAUGAACCUACACUCUUCAGUCUUCCUUCGAACGGCCCGGGCGUUUUCUCUUUUUCAGCCUACAAAUGCAGUGUCACCAACCAUGCCACCGGCAUUGACUAUCAUGGACAAUCAGGGAUCAGCUGGAGUUACUACAUAAGGCAAAGAGUCACCUGGUCGGAACAAGCUUCUCCGAAUGUGUCUGGGGAGACCAGAUGCUGUCAAAAACGACUUAGGUACAUACUCGAGCAAGCUUGGUUUGAUAAUAGAACAAUAGAGUCUGCUUCUCAUCAUUAGAUGUGAUACUCAAAAUGAAUCAAAUCAUAUAAACAAGUAUCGUGAUUUUGUGAUGGCCCUCGUAACUCGUCCGACCGGUACCGCCGCCCUCAUACUCACCAUAGUCGCCGUACUAGUCCCAGCUCUCUACCGCUCUGUAUCCCCGUUCCUGACCACACUACUCACUCCGCUCCUCACCUCUUUUCCGCCAUCCAUCUCCCAUAUCUAUAACCAACCUGCUGAAAUCCUUUCCUCUCCUUAUUCAUCUCACUCUCCCUCCUACCCUUCCCCCACCUGCCUCCCCCACACGUACAAAACCGAGAUCAUCUCCAUCGACCCCCUUCUAAUCUACAUUGACUCGUUCCUCUCACCGACCGAGAUAGAGGCCCUCCUCGAAGCCGGCGAGCGCGAGUUCGCCCCCUCUCAAAUCUACAAAAGCGGCCGCAAUGGCGGGUCAGCCACCCGCACUUCCUCCUCGGCUGGCCUCCCGCGUGACAACCCGGCGGUCCAGUGCGUGUUGCGCCGGGCGGAGGCGUUCCUCGGCACCAUGCUAGACUCGGCGCGCGAUGACAUCGGCCCGCCGCAGCUGGUGCGCUACACGGCUGGCCAGCGGUUCAACCGCCACCAUGAUGAUAAAGAGAAAGAGCCCGUUAUUAACUCCCCCAUCUUCCUUUCCUGCCCACAGUGGUACGAGCACCCGCAGCCCCACCGCCGCGGCAUGCUCGGGCGCGGGAAAAGCUGGAACCGCGUCGCGAGCUUCUUCGCCAUCCUGCAGGACCGGUGCACCGGCGGCGAGACGUGGUUCCCGUACGUGAACACGACUGCGCCCGCACCGCCACCGCCACCUCCAACGACAAACGACAACAACAGCAAUACCACCAGCAGCAGCAGCAGCAGCAGCAGCAGCAGCGUGUGGAGGCGACACGAGGACGGCGGUCUCGCGUUCAAACCCGUGGCGGGCAAUGCCCUGUUCUGGGUCAACCUGUUCGCGAACGGCACGGGAGACGACCGCACCAUACAUGCGGGCUUGCCGGUGGGAGAGGGGCUCAAGACUGCGAUGAAUAUCUGGCCUCGCAAGUUCUAUGAGUGAGGAGGGAAUUUGUUUGUUUCUUUGUGUUAUCUUACCCUGGGACAAGUUUGCUUUGGGAAGGGGGGGGGAUGGGGAUGGGGGAUAUUCAUGAUUCCUAACCUGGGUAUAACUUUGGGGGUAGCGAGUUCCUAGUUGCUUUAAUAUCAAUGACCUCUCAACUUUCAUUCUUCUCUUAUACUUAUACUUUGAGCUCAGCGGUCAAUUUAUC
Messenger RNA from Hypoxylon fragiforme, 1689 nucleotides. RefSeq lists its product as uncharacterized. The record is from RefSeq and is a predicted model, not a curated record. NCBI's taxonomy places the organism in Eukaryota, Fungi, Ascomycota, Sordariomycetes, Xylariales, Hypoxylaceae. Gene Ontology annotation, cellular component: endoplasmic reticulum. Gene Ontology annotation, molecular function: iron ion binding; procollagen-proline 4-dioxygenase activity; L-ascorbic acid binding. Bases 465 to 1481 code for a protein of 338 amino acids. Gene Ontology annotation, biological process: peptidyl-proline hydroxylation to 4-hydroxy-L-proline. The transcript is spliced from 2 exons.